Messenger RNA from Punica granatum (pomegranate), 1986 nucleotides. NCBI's taxonomy places the organism in Eukaryota, Viridiplantae, Streptophyta, Magnoliopsida, Myrtales, Lythraceae. The record is from RefSeq and is a predicted model, not a curated record.
AUGGACCGCAUUAAGCAGCUCUUUGCCGGAAACUCGACCUCCGGCAGCACCAAGAGGAAGAAGAAACUAUUCUGCUUGGCCCUCUUCAGCUUUCUCCUCCUGGCCGCCGCCAUAAUCGGCAUUGCCUCCACCGACCGUAACUCCUCCUCCUCCUCCAGUGAAAACUCCGGCCCUGCCACCCUCAAAACACCUCAGUCCCAUACCAUCAUCCGGAACGCCUGCAGCUCCACCCGUUUCCCCGAGCUCUGCUUCUCGGCAGUGGCCGCGGCCCCCGGGGCAACCAAAAAGAUCACCUCUCAGAAGGAUGUGAUCGAGGCGUCCCUGAACCUGACUACCACGGCGGUGCAACGCAACUUCUUCACGAUAGAGAAACUCAUCGCCUCCCAGGGCCGGUCCCUGACAAAACGGGAGAGAACAGCCCUCCACGACUGCCUCAAGAUGAUCGACGAUACACUGGACGAGCUCCACAAGGCCCUCGAGGACCUCCACCAGUACCCAACCAAGAAAUCACUCCAGCAGCAUGCCGGCGAUCUCAAGACUUUAAUGAGCGCCGCCAUGACCAACCAGGAGACCUGCCUUGACGGGUUCUCGCAUGACAAGGCCGAUAAGCGCGUGCGUGCUGCUGUCGUAGAGGGACAGGUCCACGUGGAGAAGAUGUGUAGUAACGCAUUAGCUAUGAUCAAGAACAUGACAGACACCGACAUGGAGAUCGAGCGGCGAACGAUGAACCGCAAGCUCAGGGAGGAAAGACCAACAGUUGAUGAGGCCGGGUGGCCUGAAUGGCUCUCUGCUGGGGACAGAAGACUGCUGCAGUCGACCACAGUGACGCCCAAUGUGGUGGUGGCGGCUGACGGAAGCGGCGACCACAAGACAGUGGCAGCGGCAGUUGCAGCCGCCCCUGAGAAGAGCACCAAGAGGUACGUGAUUAGGAUAAAGGCCGGGGUGUACCGGGAGAACGUGGAAGUGCCGAAGAAGAAGACGAACAUCAUGUUCAUCGGGGACGGGCAGACAAAGACCAUCAUCACCGGGACCCGGAGCGUCGGUGGCGGCAGCACCACCUUCCACUCCGCGACCGUCGCCGUUGUGGGUGGGCGGUUCUUGGCUAGAAACAUAACGUUCGAGAACACAGCGGGGCCCUCAAUGCACCAGGCUGUGGCCCUCCGAGUCGGGGCUGACCUGGCCGCCUUCUACCAGUGUGACUUCCUCGCAUAUCAGGACACAUUGUACGUCCACUCGAACCGUCAGUUCUUUGUGAAGUGCUUGGUCGCCGGCACGGUGGACUUUAUCUUCGGGAAUGCUGCAGCAGUGUUCCAGGAUUGUGACAUCCAUGCCCGCCGACCGAACUCCGGCCAGAAGAACAUGGUGACAGCACAGGGCCGGACCGACCCAAACCAGGUGACCGGGAUCGUGAUCCAGAAGUGCCGGAUAGGUGCCACCUCUGACCUCCAAGCAGUCAAGGGCAACUUUGCGACCUACCUGGGGCGUCCCUGGAAAGAGUACUCGAGGACUGUGAUCAUGCAGUCAUCGAUCAGCGAUGUGAUCCACCCCGCAGGCUGGCACGAGUGGAAUGGGAACUUUGCCCUGAACACAUUGUACUACGGCGAGUAUCUUAACACUGGGGCAGGUGCCGGGACAGCCAACAGGGUGCGAUGGAAAGGCUUUAAGGUCAUAACUUCCAACACCGAGGCCCAAGGCUUCACCCCUGGGAGAUUCAUUGCCGGAAGCAGUUGGCUCAGUUCGACAGGAUUCCCGUUCGCUCUUGGCCUGUAAUAAGGGCCAUGACAUUAAAUUCAAUUGCUUGAUGAAAUUAAUUAAGUAUUAUAAACGUUCAUCAGUUGAUUUGUAAGGGAAACUUCCUUUAUACAUGUAUUGAGCUUGAUGGUCUAUAUGUAACACUCGUUCUUCAUCUGAGCCCACCUAUCUUGUAAUGGUUAAACUUUUACGCUUGAGAAACUUCACAUCUUACGAUAAGAUGAAUUUCUUUCA